Molecule: messenger RNA, 3183 nt
Organism: Kluyveromyces marxianus DMKU3-1042
Lineage: Eukaryota; Fungi; Ascomycota; Saccharomycetes; Saccharomycetales; Saccharomycetaceae
Gene: GAL11
Product: Gal11p
Exons: 1
Coding region: 1-3183 (1060 amino acids)
Biological process (GO): regulation of transcription by RNA polymerase II
Cellular component (GO): mediator complex
Molecular function (GO): transcription coregulator activity
Source: RefSeq, a predicted model, not a curated record
AUGGAUGACUGGAGAAGCAGUAUUUCAGCUCAGGAGCGAACACAGUUCGUUACUGAGCUAGCGCAGAUUCUAGCUGAUAUGAGCCGAAUCAACGGUGGAGAGAAGGCGAACUUCAAUUUAGAGAAGUUGAAGAAGAGUGCGGAACAGUUUGAGUCCAGCCUGUAUGCGAGCUGCAACUCGAAGGAGUUGUACUUGGAUGCUAUGAGAAAACGGAUUGCGGCGAUGGAUUCCGCGAAGAGGAAGUCGAUAGAGGCGCAGAGACAGAAACUCGCGCAGGCAGCGCAGGCAGCUCAGAGACAGCAACAGCAGCAGCAACAGCAGCAGCUUCAAAAGCAGCAGGGGAACAAUGGAAUUCCUGCGAAUAUCAACGCGCAGAUGUUCUUGAACCAGCAGGCUCAGGCUAGGCAGCAGGCGCAGAGACAGAUCAGAAGCUCGCUCACUGGCCAGCAGAUGCAACAGUUGCAGCAACAACAGCAACAACAACAGCAGCAGCAACAGCAACAGCAACAGUCUCCAAAUAUGAUGAGACCACAGCUCACGUUGCAGCAGCAACAGCAGCUUGCUAAUGAGUUGAAAGUAACAGAGAUCCCCAGAGAAUUGCUUCAGAAAAUACCCAAUUUGCCAGCAGGGAUCACCACUUGGCCUCAGAUCACCGAUUGGGCGCAGAAAAAUAGACCCUCUCAAAAUGAUUUGAUUAUCACCAAGAAAGUGUAUCAAUUACAUCAACAGCUCUUGAUCAAGUCGAAACUUCAACAAUCUAAUGUCAAUAGAAUGAACACUUCGGCACAACAAGUCAUGGGGAUGCAACAGAUGCCUACCAACCAGAGGAUGGCUAUGAAUCAGCAAAUGCAACCACAACCACAACCACAAUCUCAACCUCAACCGCAACCUCAGCCGCAACCUCAACCUCAACCCCAACUUCAACAGCCACAACCACACCAUCAAGAGGCACCCGCAGUGUUGAAUAGGCUCAACCAGGUUUUCACUCAAGCAGAGCAGAAGAUGCUCUACGAAGCUGGUAAGAAAAUGAUCGAAAACUUACAGAGAUCUGGGAAAUUACCUCCAAACCUUGAUAACCAACAGCAGUUGUUGUACAUCAAGAAGUACAUGAAUCAGAUGGUGUUGAAGAAAAUGCAGCAAUUAGGUAUUCCAAUCCCAAUGCCAGGGUCUGCUCAACGACAAACCCACCAACCACAACCACAACCACAAUCUCAACCUCAACCUCAACAGAGACAACCACAACAGCAACCACAGUUGCAGCAGCCUCAACCUCAACUACAACAACCAUCCAUUCAGCAACAACCAAAUCAACAGGUGCCUCAGGCUCAACAGGCUCAAGCCAGAAGACAAGCUAUGGCCAUGAAAUCCAACCCUGUUGGUGGUGUAAUGAACUUGCAGUCUCAACAGGCCCAACAGGCCCAACAGGCCCAACAGUCUCCUCAAAUGACCCAGCAGCCAAUGAUGCAGCAGGCGCAACAACAGGCUCAACAGCAACAACAGGCGCAACAAUCUCAACCUCCAAAGAUUUCUAUCCCAAGACCUACAGAACAAGAUAUGUUGGCUUUGAAGAAAUUGAAUGCUGAAGUAACCAAAAACCCUGUAAAACUUAAUGAUAUUACCAACAGGUUAACUAAUGAACAAAAACAACAGAUCAGAUCCAAACUUCAUGCUAACCAACAGCUCUUUAGUAGUGUCGAAAGCUUUAUCCCUACUCUAUACAUGUUGACUAGAAACGAAGAACACAUUAGACAAUUGCUACAAAUCAGAAUGCUUACCAGAGAAAUUAUGGAGAAGGCUGUCAGAGGUAUAUUCCUUGUUGAACCAAACGUUGUUGAUAAGGUUAUCUUCAGGUAUCAAAAGUACUAUGAAUAUACCAAGGAACAAUUGCUAAGAAGACAACAGCAGUUGAUGGCUAUGCGUCAAAUGCAAAACAAUAACCCUAAUUUAACGGCAAAUGAACUAAUGAAGCAGCAGCAAAUGUUGCAAGCAAGAAAACAAAGCAUGGGUGUACAACAGCAACAGCAACAGCAACAACAACAGCAACAACAACAACAGGCCCUCAAGCAAAACCAGCUCAAUAUACAACAACAACAGCAACAGAAGAUGGCUGGUACAGGCAACAAUCCUAAUGUGGGUAUUGUUCUCGAUUCAUCUAUGAAUGCUGCCAGUAGGUCAGGAACCAAUAUGGAGUUUUUGAAUUCACCUGAGUUUAAUGCUAUUUCUCCAGCUGUUCCUUCUCCAAACAAGGACAAAAAGACACCUGCUUCAAGAGCAGUCAAAGGAAAGAAAAACUUACAACCGGGUAUUCCAACUUCCAAUCCUCAAUCGAACAGCAAUCCUAGUGUUGUUAAUUCAAGGACAACUACACCUUCUAUGGUCCCUGGUUCUUCCCCUAUGGUAAACAACAAGAGUUUGGCCCCAGGCCAACUAAGUACACCUUCUCCAAAGACUGUAGUUACUUCACCAAUAAGACAGGAUAACCCAUACAAGAAUGACGAACUCGUUUUGAAGAAGAUGGCCAUUAGAAAGGCUGAACUGAUGUCUCGUUAUAAACAUCGUAAAGAGGUAUUCGCUUCUUCUGCAAUUGACUUGUUCUUGUCUACCUUCGCAGACUGCUUAGACAUUAAGGACGACGCCGUUGAUUUAGUUCAAAAGUCACCACAACCUAUAAUUGACCAGAUAAACGGUACAGGUAAAAAGAAAUUGUCAAAGGCUGCCCAGAAAGCUAGAGAACAAGACCCAGUUGAAAUAUCUGUUAAGAAUAACAAGCUACUAAUGCCAAGUAAAAGCGAGAAAGCUUUGCGCUCGUUCAAAAUACCGAUCUCUGAUAUUACAGCAUGCUUUAAGCCGUUUGUGGACCCUAAGCAUCUCAUAUUGACUUCAACACCUAAUCCAGAUGAUAGAAAGAGAAAAUUAGAUGACCUAGAGAUAAGCCCUACAGAUUCUUCUAGCGAAUUGAUGUCCGAGUCAAAAAAGGUAAAAUUUGAUUCACCAGAUGACAUGUUUCUAAACGAUCCGUCAUCUGUUCACGACAUCAAGCCCUUAGUAUCAUCAGAUUUGGGAGUUAACUCUAACAAUCUGAAAAAUGCAGUACCGUCUAUGACUUCACAAAAUCCUACGACCAACGGAUCCACAGACUCAAGCACAAAUAUCUGGGAUUGGAACUAUUGGGAGAAUCUUUGA